Effrenium voratum is the source of this 945-nucleotide messenger RNA. The record is from the annotation of a GenBank genome assembly. Lineage: Eukaryota; Dinophyceae; Suessiales; Symbiodiniaceae.
AUGCUAGCCCAUGUGGCGCGUGGUCCCUGUGCCGAUCGGGCCGAUCUGUCCCGAUUUGGGCAACGUCUCCCGACCUCAGCGGCCAGAGCGCAUCGUUGGUCACCGGCGGCUUUUGCAGCGCUGUUUGCUCUGCCGAGGCUCGCGCCUCGCGCAAGCCGCCCGCGCGUCGCGCCUCGCCGGGCCGUGGUCCAGGACGCGCAUGCGGCGGCAGUGGGGCGCUGGGUGGAGGGGGUGAUCCUUGGCCUGGAGGUCUGCCCUUGGGCGCGGCCGGCACAGCAAGGAGGGCGUCUGCGGGUGGUCAGCAGCGAGGCCCAAAGUGCCGAGGAAGUGCUGGAAGACUUGGCCGCGGAGGCUGAACUGCUGCGAGAGGAGUCAGCCACCACCGUGCUGGUUUGCCCCCACGUCGCGGAAUGGCAGGACUUCGGGGCCUUCCAUCGCUUCUACUGCGAGGAGCUGCAGAGCGGGCGGCUGCUGUCGCGGAGCCUGGGCCUGGAGGUCUUCGUCGUGCCGUUCCACCCCGACUGCGAGAGCACGGAGCUGGCGCCGGGCCAGCAGCUGGCGGUCACCGUCCAUGGUGUGCUGCACUUGGCGGAGAUGCAGAGCCAGGAGGGCGAGGAGAUCGAGGUGCGGCUGCUGGGGCGAAUCCUGGAGAGCCAAGAUGCGGAGGAUGGCGCAGAGGACUUCGCAGUAGAGCCGCUGUCGGAAGAGGUGGUCGCUUCCGCCCGCGCCAGCGACGUGCUCUGGGCCUUGGACGACACCGGAAGCGCUGGAAGCGGCCGGGGGGCGCUGGGCCGGUCGCCGCGACCGGCCCUGCAUUUGCUUCGGACUGCAGACCUGGCGAGGGUGGAGGAGGAGAAGCGGCAAGAAGUCCAGCGCCGCAAUGAAGCGCUGCUGCAAGACAUGGGCGCUGAUGCCCUUGAUGAGUUGAUCCGGCAGUGCGGCUGA